Molecule: messenger RNA, 522 nt
Organism: Trichoderma harzianum CBS 226.95
Lineage: Eukaryota; Fungi; Ascomycota; Sordariomycetes; Hypocreales; Hypocreaceae
Exons: 1
Coding region: 1-522 (173 amino acids)
Source: RefSeq, a predicted model, not a curated record
AUGUCACAAAAAAUCAACUCCAAGAAUUUGACUUACGAUUCCUCUCUCCCGCCUUUCCUCGCAGCUCUCCGGGCCCGGGCAUCCGGUGCUUCAGGUCCGGACCCGAUUCUCUCAGCACAGCGCCGCGGUGGGAAGAAGCGAUCCAGCAGCGAAGAGGCAGAAGAUGCUCCGUUGAUUGUCGACGAAGAUGGAAACACGAUUGGGGAUCUCAAGGUGAAUAAAGACGGCACUGUGGAGGAAACACCAAAUGAGGAAGCCGAUAAGGGGCCCAAAGAUGGGACAGAGCAGAACAAGACGAACAAAGGCGAAUCAGAAUCGGCCAAAGCUUCAAUUGGAGGAAGGAAACGCAAGGUCGGCAAAGUGAUUGGUGAAGAUGCUCGUGAUGACGCUACUGAGCCCUCUACGGAGAAGAAGGCUGAGGCUACGAAGAAAGGCACGGAUGAUGCCGAGCAGGCUACCAACCGCAAGACCAAGAAGAAGGCAAAGAAGAUUAAGCUGAGCUUUGACGAAGAUGAGGGCUGA